Messenger RNA from Octopus bimaculoides (California two-spot octopus), 698 nucleotides. Its product is annotated as deubiquitinase OTUD6B. Gene Ontology annotation, molecular function: cysteine-type deubiquitinase activity. Gene Ontology annotation, biological process: protein deubiquitination. The record is from RefSeq and is a predicted model, not a curated record. Lineage: Eukaryota; Metazoa; Mollusca; Cephalopoda; Octopoda; Octopodidae.
UACAUAACAGUUUCAACGAAAUAACAGUAACGAGAAAUUUAAUAAAAUAACGAUGUUCAUUUUUCGUCCUAUUCCGUUCAUUUCUUUGGCGGGGGAUUUUUAAUGUCGACCACCGCCUUUGACUUUUAUUGUACCUCCACCAAACGAGAGUUCCUGUGCAUGUGCUCUGAGAAAAGAAGAGUCUCGCCGAGAGAGAGAGAGAAGAGAAGAAGUUGAAGACUUAAAUGCAAGAGAUGGAAGAUGAUAUAGUCACGGAAGAAGAUCUAUUGGUCAGGCAUCGUAAAGAGAAGAAAAAUCUCCAAGCUCAGAUCCAGAAGAUCAAGCACUCUGUGCCAAAAGGGGACAAAAAGCGCAAGAAGGAAGCUACAGAUGAGAUUGCCAAACUUGAAGGGGAUUUGAAGAAGAAGCACGACGAGGAAUCAGCCAAGUUGGUGGCAUCUUUAAAUGAAAAAGAGUCGGUUCAGGAAGUUGGGAAAGGAAUAUCCAAACUGACCACUGAUGAUAACGAUAAUGGACCAACAGAGGAAGUCCGGAAAAUAUCGAAAGCGCAAAAGCGUAGGGACAAAAAAGCUAUUCCCUCAGAUGGCAACUGCCUCUACAAUGCUAUUUGUCAUCAACUGGCCCUGAAAAACAUUCAGAAGAAUACCAGAAAAUCUGUAAAGACAUUGCUACAACGCCUGCCUGGGGUGGACAGAUAG